AUGAAUGGAUCGGAAAAUAUCUCUUCGUGUCUACUAUUGGCUCAACAUAUGCGCGAAAAGGGAUAUCGAGUGGUACUGGCGAUCGACAGGACAUCCCAACAAUUGACAGCAUCUUCAGGCCUACCCGAGGAGGUCUACAACGCUGACUACCCGACCAUAAAUCCCAAACUCGCGAACCUAAACCUCUUGGACGGCGAACCCAUUGAUAAGUUGAAGAACUUUUGCUACAAGAAUAUCGUCGAUGUCUUUGAUUUUGUCAAACAUUGCGAACCUUAUAAUCAGGAACUCAUUGAACGCCUCAAACCCGACCUAAUCAUCAUUGAGUCGAUGAUAUGCUCGCCGGCGCUCACCAGCUCUGAUAUACCCUGGGUUUGGCUCAACUUCGGCCCACCCAACCAGUGCCGUAAUGACGAUCGUAUACCUCCCGGGUGGUCAGGCUUAUCUAAAACCAAACCAAACGACUGGAGGAUCUUCAAGACUAAGAGGAAUGAGUUGUUCGCUAACCUGAAGUGGCAAAUGAACCACUGGUGCACAUCUAUGGGCGCCCCGGAGCUACCGGACAACCAGUUUCAUCCGCACUCGCCUUAUCUCAACCUUUAUGUCUACCCAACAGAACUCGAUUACCAAACACUGAGCAACACAUGGGAGAUGAAGACCUGGAUGCAAAUCAAUUGUCUCAUCGAAGCGAAACCGCUUAAUAAGUUUAAAAUUCCGCCUAACUUUGGCUCAAGACCUGGAAAACUGAUCUACAUAUCGAUGGGUCCGUACGCCAGCGUCGACGUCAUGAAACGGCUGACCAAACAGCUAUCGGAGACUCCGCACAAGUAUGUCGUGUCCAAAGGGCCACUCCAUGAUCAGUACGACUUACCCGACAAUAUGUGGGGCGCAGAGGACGUACCCCUGGAGGAUGUGCUACUGAACAUGGAUCUGAUUAUAUGCAGCGGUGAUACCAAAAUGGUAUCGAAAUGUUUUUUCUACGGAAAACCGCUCAUCAUUUUGCCCCUCUUUGGCGAACAGUUGGACAAUAGGAACCGAUUUAAGGAACUCGGCUUUGGCUGGGGUUUGGAUCCGUUCACCUGUAAUAAGGAGACACUGUUUGGUAUGAUUAACAACACAGUGGACGACCCUCUACUGCCCCGGCGUCUGAACCUCGCGUCAAAUGUCAUGCAAACGGCCGAAUCGUGUAAACAAAUCACUGACAGAAUCGCAAAGAUAUUGAAUAAAACCGUCGAUGAGGAGGAAAAGGUGGUGGAGCCGCCAUUAGUACGAGUCUGGGAGGACCCUCAACCUAUAUGUGCCCCUCUAGUAGGCGGCACCGAGGCCUAG
Molecule: messenger RNA, 1326 nt
Organism: Oppiella nova
Lineage: Eukaryota; Metazoa; Arthropoda; Arachnida; Sarcoptiformes; Oppiidae
Source: the annotation of a GenBank genome assembly